CACCGAUGGCCGGCAAAGACACCCAACAAUCGAACGAGCUACCUGUAGUCCUCCUUCAUCGUCUGCCCUCCAUGAACCUUCCUUUCAACCCUUCUUUCAGGGACCAUUUACGUUUUCACGUUCAUAUUGUAGACCCUCAUGAGUCGCCUGAGGCUGAGCCAUAUGACUCCUGUCUAUCCCGCCAUGCUCACUCCAUUAGGGCUCUCAUCACCCUUGGUCUCGCCCCAAUUUCCCCCGAGUUUCUCGAGCGUCUGCCUGUUUUGGAGCUGGUAGUGACAUCAAGUGCUGGCGUUGAUCAUAUUGACCUCCCAGCUUGUAGGAACUGAGGCAUCGUCAUCACUAACGCUAGCUUUGCCUUCGCAGAGGAUGUAGCCGAUUGUGCUGUUGGGUUGCUGAUCAAUGUUCUUAGAAGAAUCUCCGCCGCUGAUAGAUUUGUUCGUGGCCGGAUGUGGCCCGUUCAGAAAGCAUACCCUCUUGGUUUCAAGUUAGGAGGAAAGCGAGUAGGGAUUGUGGGCAUGGGAAGCAUCGGUUCUGAAGUUGCAAAGAGGCUUUCAGCCUUUGGGUGCUCCAUUGCAUACACCUCAAGAAACAAGAAGCAAUUGAUCCCAUUUCCAUUCUAUGCCGAUGUCAGUGACCUUGCAGCGAACAGUGAUGUUCUCAUACUUUGUUGUCCAUUGACAGAGAGAACUUACCACAUUAUCAAUAAGGAUGUCAUGGUAGCAUUAGGGAAGGAAGGAGUGAUAAUCAACGUGGGUCGUGGCUCAUUGGUUGAUGAGAAGGAAUUAGUGCAGUGUUUGGUGCAAGGAGAAAUUGGUGGUGCAGGCCUUGAUGUGUAUGAAAAUGAGCCUAAUGUCCCAAAUGAGCUAUUUGGAGUUGAUAACGUUGUGUUAUCUCCACAUUGCGCUGUCCUGACCCCUGAAUCGUUUGAAGCUGUGCACCAGUUGAUUGUUGGCAACUUAAAAGCCUUCUUUUCGAAUAAACCUCUGGUAUCAGUGGUCUCGAAUGAUUGAAGCAUUCAUUUUCCGAUAUAAUGAA
Molecule: messenger RNA, 1035 nt
Organism: Hibiscus syriacus
Lineage: Eukaryota; Viridiplantae; Streptophyta; Magnoliopsida; Malvales; Malvaceae
Product: glyoxylate/hydroxypyruvate reductase HPR3-like
Exons: 2
Coding region: 447-1010 (187 amino acids)
Cellular component (GO): cytosol
Molecular function (GO): hydroxypyruvate reductase [NAD(P)H] activity; NAD binding; glyoxylate reductase (NADPH) activity
Source: RefSeq, a predicted model, not a curated record